Messenger RNA from Annulohypoxylon truncatum, 5444 nucleotides. RefSeq names its product AAA-domain-containing protein. NCBI's taxonomy places the organism in Eukaryota, Fungi, Ascomycota, Sordariomycetes, Xylariales, Hypoxylaceae. The transcript is spliced from 5 exons. Gene Ontology annotation, cellular component: nucleus. The record is from RefSeq and is a predicted model, not a curated record. Gene Ontology annotation, biological process: positive regulation of transcription by RNA polymerase II. The coding region runs from base 333 to 5330 and encodes 1665 amino acids. Gene Ontology annotation, molecular function: chromatin binding; ATP hydrolysis activity; histone binding.
ACCCAAUCGAAUUGCCAUAUGCCGUAGUCCGAAUAUCUGAAGGCACAUUACCGUGUGAAUGGAGGUGAUCUUUACGUGAUUACUUCCAUACUGCCUCUUCCGAGUUGGCCCUGAAGUCCGAACGCCAGCGGCGAUACCUCUGCAGUGCGGAAUAUUGUCAAUAAUCCUGCCUAUAGUCUUUCCUUGUCUCCCCCGAGACAACUAUUGGCUUUGGGAGUUGUCUUAUAUCCGUCACUCCUUUCGUAUCUUUUGGUACGUUCGUCGCGAACUCAGGCUCUUUGCCCCUUUCAUACUUCAAGUCUUCGAAUUUUGCCUGAAGGCUCCGCUUCAGCAUGGCUGGCAAACGAAAGAGAGAUAUUCUGGAUUUCGAUCCUAACAAAUCCGACUCCGAUGACGAGAACUUUGAACCCGACGUCGACCGCCCACGUUCACAGAGAAAAUCGCGCGCGCAUAGAGCGAAUAAGCCUAUCGGUCGUAAAAAGGGUAGGUAUCGGGGCUCUGAUAUUGAGGAUGAUGAAGACCUCGAUGAUAGUGACCAAGAGAAUUCAUUCGCGGAAGACGACGAAGAUGAACCUGAACCUCCGAUCAACGAAACCACCGGCCGUCGCAUCAGAAAGGCGGCCACCAAACAUCAGAGUUAUAAGGAGAGCUCAGAAGAUGAAGAUGAAGAAUUAAUUCACGACUCGAAUGAGGAGAAAGAUGAUCUCAUCAAGGAACCCCCCAAGAAGUCACCCCGCCAGAGGAAGCUAAUAACUCUUCGGGUUCCCCCGUCUGCGCGGAAGACGCGCGCUGCUUCUAAUGCGAACCCCCCUCCGGUCGGCAUCAGGAGAAGUACCCGAGCUCGUACCGUUGAGGCGGAUGAUGCUGAUUUGGUCGAGUUAUCAAUUUCUGGCAGACAUGCAAAACCAGCUCGCGGCUCCAAGAGCAGGAGCCCCGAAGCUUUAAGUCGAACCAGCCGACCGACUCGUAGUGCGAAAGGCAUCAAGCAGACAGUGCCUACUGUGUUGGAGGCUGAUACUCAGGAAGAAAACCCGCCUCCCGAGGCUGAGAUUGCCGAAGAUCCUGUCGUCCAAGAUGCUGCAGUGACCGAGGAAAUUGCAACCGGUCAAGUGGGUGCCGAUGCCGAUGCCGACGCUGAUGUAGAUGCAGAUGCAGAUGCAGAUGCAGAUGCUGACGCUGACGCCGAUGAAGAUGCCGCUCAUGACCACGAAGAGCCUAUCGAAACGGUGGAAACUAACGACCGCAUGGAUGUGGACGAGGAAGAUGAGGAUGCUGCUCCCGUUUCACGCAAAACUCGUGGUACGAGAGCUAACCAGUCGACGGCUGCUGCCGAAAAUGUCGCCAUUGAGGAUGAAAGUCCUGUGAAACGAACUCGCCGACUGACCCGCAAGUCUCGGCUAGGAAAGUCGCUCAAAGAACCCAGUAGUGACUUUGAGCCUGGGAAUGACUCUGAAGAUGAGAACGAGUCCGCAUCCGAGGCUCACCAAGAUGAUGUGGGCGGCGAUGAUGAUGAGAACUCGAGUCCCAGUGCCCGCGGACGGAGAUCGUCGAGAAGUAAGGGUAGAAGAUCCGCAAGAAGAUCCCAACGACGUAAGGAGUCGGGAGAUGAAGAUGAAGUCGACGGGGAUGAAGUGGCAGAAGAACUCGCGGAUCUUACACAAGAUUCUCGUCCGCGUAGGACGCGUCGCUCACCCGAGAUCCUUUUUGACAGCAGGGAAGCAACGAGGCGCCGUAGAGGCCAGCCGGUGAACUACGCGAUACCACCGCUCAACGCCAUCCCGCUUGAGCAGGAAGAAGACAACGACGAUGCAGCCGCGACAACGAGUCGUCGCCGUGGACGCGGGAAUGGGGGUGGCGGCUGGGAUCAUAACCUACACACUGUCGCGGGUGCCUUGGGCGGUGUUGGUCUUACUGGCUCACUGCUCGGUGGACCUUGGGGAACUGGCGCAGCGGGUGGUGCCGAUUCCGACAGCAGCGACGAUGAGAUGAACCAUCGCUCAGGUGGAGGAGGAAUGGUCGGCAUGACGCCAACUUCCGCAGCCCCUAAUCUUGGACCAUCAAUCGGGAAUAGAGAGAGUGGCGGUCUCAUGGCGGCGCCCACGCUCAAUGUUGGCAAAAUUAAGAAUUCGAAGGCCCUCGCCGAUGCAGACCCGUUAGGCGUUGAUAUGAAUAUCGACUUCACCCAAGUCGGUGGCUUGCAAGGUCAUAUCGAGCAACUUAAAGAAAUGGUGCAGUUGCCUCUCCUUUACCCAGAGCUUUUCUCCAAGUUCCAUGUCACCCCGCCGAGAGGUGUAUUAUUCCAUGGUCCUCCGGGAACGGGAAAGACGUUGCUUGCUCGAGCUCUUGCAAAUACCGUUAGUCUUGGCGGUAAAAAGAUUACGUUCUACAUGCGCAAGGGUGCUGAUGCGCUGAGCAAAUGGGUUGGUGAAGCUGAGAAGCAACUGCGCCUUCUCUUCGAGGAAGCUAGGAGAACGCAGCCCAGUAUUAUCUUCUUCGAUGAGAUAGAUGGACUUGCGCCGGUUCGCUCCAGUAAGCAAGAGCAGAUUCAUGCGUCGAUUGUGUCGACCCUGCUCGCUCUAAUGGAUGGAAUGGACGGUCGCGGUCAAGUAAUCGUCAUUGGCGCUACCAAUAGGCCGGACAGUGUGGACCCUGCUCUACGCCGUCCAGGACGUUUCGAUCGAGAAUUCUAUUUUCCCUUGCCCGAUGUCGAUGCUCGCAAGUCAAUUAUCGAUAUCCAUACCAAAGACUGGGGUCUUUCCGACCAGUUCAAGAUGUCCCUGGCUAGAGAUACGAAGGGUUACGGUGGCGCCGACCUACGUGCUAUGUGCACUGAAGCCGCCAUCAACGCGAUCCAGAGAACGUACCCCCAGAUCUAUUCGUCGAAGGAGAAACUCGUCGUCGACCCGAGCAAGAUAGACGUGCACAUGACCGACUUUAUGCUCUCCAAGAACAAAAUCGUGCCUUCUUCAGAAAGGUCUGCGACUUCUGGGGCAGCUCCGUUCCCCAAGCCCGUCGAGCCACUCCUUCGAGAACAGUUCAAGGUCAUUACCAAUGCGUUGGACAGCGUUUUUCCUCGUAAGAAGAAGGUGACGGCACUAGACGAGGCAAUGUUUGAGCCUUACGACGACGCCGACUUCGGGUUUAGCCGGGAGGCUCUGCAACGGGAGUUCCACCAAUUUCGCGUCUAUCGUCCGCGACUUUUGAUUUGCGGCUCCCAGGGGAUGGGUCAAGUUUACAUUAGUGCUGCUAUCCUGCACUAUCUCGAAGGCGUUCACGUGCAGAAUUUCGAUAUAUCUAACAUACAUGGUCAAUCUAUGUCUCCUGAACAAGUCCUUUUCGGACUUUUCGCCGAAGCUAGACGUCAAAAGCCGAGCGUCAUCUUCAUUCCGAACGUCGACAUAUGGUAUGAUGCGUUGGCUGGAUCUACUACUUUGACUACAUUCAUGUCCAUGCUGAGAGCGAUACAACCUACCGAUUCCAUCAUGGUCGUGGGUACUGCGGAAACUGAACUGAAGCAUAUCAGUCCCGAUCUGAAGCGCGAUCUUUUUGGGUUAUCGAACUCAAAUUUCGUGGAGAUUGCCCGUCCGCUUCGCGAGAAUCGACAGGAAUACUUUAGCAGGAUACUGGAACAUAUCCAAAGAUACCCCAAGGAUUUUCCUGAUCCUGCUAACAGGAAAAAGAGAGUUCUGGAAGUACUUCCCGUGGCCCCGCCGCCGCCUCCGAAGGAAUUUACGCUUGAAGAGAUCAAAGCCGAGAAUCUACAAUAUCGACGGAAUCUUAAUGUUUUGAAAGUCCAUUUACUGCCUAUCAUGGAGCAGGUCAAGCGCAAAUACCGCUUGUUCCGCAAUCCAUUCAUACCGCAGUCAAAAUACCAAUACCUCUUCGACGAGGCAGAUCCCAACUACGUUAGACCCGACGUACCGAACGCUCCGCCGCGCCCUUAUGAGCUUGGUAAGGACGCCGAAGGGACUCCUGGGCUUAUCGACACAGCGACCAAAAAGUUUUUGUACAAUCUUGACACCGUCACAAUCGAGACGAGACUUGCCAACACCUUCUAUAUCACCCCGGAGGCGUUUUUGAAAGAUAUAAGAUCUUUUGUACUCGAUUCUGAAGCUCUUGGCGACCAUGCCACUUAUAUUAAGGCAAACGAGAUGUAUGUCAAUGUUGAGGUAGACGUAACCAACACCGCUGAGAGUCUUCGUACCAAAUUUGACUUUGAAGAGGAGUGGAAGAAAGAGCUGUUCCGACAGAAGGAAUACAAACGAAUACAGAAGGCCCUCAGGAGAGGGGCGCGGUCUAAUUCCGGCCAGCCACGACCAAAUGCUACCAAUGGCGCCGAUCCUCCUUUGGGCGGUCAUCCUCCGAAGUUGCAACAAUUGCACACAACAGCUGGCUUCAAACUCAUUGAGGAAGAACCCGUCUCUAAUGGAGAGGGCCCACCACACCCGCCUGCCACGAAUGGGACGUCUGUGCCAUCUCGAGCGGCAGACGAAGAUGUCCCUAUGACUGGUGCUGAUAGCCCAGCUGUUGGUGGUCUCAAUUACGCCAUGCAGCCGCCAUCUCAGUGGCCCGGUAUGGAAGGGCACCAAUCUCCCCAGACCUCUAUGCGAGCGACCAUAGGAAGUAUAGACGCACCUCGAUCUUUUAAUACCCCUGUGCGAACAACUAUGGGUGGAACGUCCCGGAUGUCGCAGGUCUCGGCCGUGCAAUCCCUCCCUGCUGGGGUAUCACCGUCAGCGUUGUUAAACGAUGCGUCAACCACCAAGACAUCAGACCCUUCCAAUCGGUCCUCCAAUUUCGGCACACAGGCAACCAACGGCGUCCACCAAGAGCAAUCCAGCAUUCCUGAUACUCAACCACAUGUGUCAAGCCAGUUAACGUCCACCAGUGAACAGUGGGCUCACUCGCAAGCUCAGGCCAUAUUGCAAGGAAUCAUACAACCACCCGGGUCGUUCCGGGGAUCUCGCGUUCAAGCAUCUCCGGCAGGCAGUAAAUCAUCACAUGCCCCUAGUAUGGCAAAUUUGCUGAAUGAUCCGGCCCCUGAAGACCCGUCUCAGUCCCAAUCCCAACGCCAGUCAGGUUCCUCUUCACAACAACUGGAGUUGGAUGAGGGAUCGGCCCAGUGCUUCCUCGAUCAGAUUACCGAACGCACGUCGGGCUGUACGAUUGAACAGCUUCAACAGAUCUAUCGUGAAAUGAUGGUAGAGCUCUGGAAAACGCGAGGCGAGCAUAACCGCGCGAAAGUGCUUAGUUCAGUCACUCGCGUUUUCAACGAGGUGAUAAAAGACAUCGAGUCGAUCCAGGAGAUGUUCCAGGCCAGCCAAUAUUAGCUCCUGGAUUGGACCAAACUAAAAUUGCGGGGAUCGUGGCUCCUGCUAUAGCUUGGGAACCAGUCUCGCCAAUGUACUUAUAAAUAAAUAGCCAAGGGGCGGGAGUGCUCAAGG